Messenger RNA from Penicillium cosmopolitanum, 1362 nucleotides. RefSeq names its product alpha/beta fold hydrolase. Gene Ontology annotation, molecular function: hydrolase activity. NCBI's taxonomy places the organism in Eukaryota, Fungi, Ascomycota, Eurotiomycetes, Eurotiales, Aspergillaceae. Bases 1 to 1362 code for a protein of 453 amino acids. The transcript is spliced from 4 exons. The record is from RefSeq and is a predicted model, not a curated record.
AUGGCAGUCACCCUAGGUAAAGUGGUGGCCUCGGUCGCCGUCUUUGCAUAUGGCAUCUUCACUGUGCUGCUCUAUGCGGUCAUGGCCAUGAAAAAGGGUAUCUGGUUCAGAAAGAGAACAGAGAAGGAAUCUCUCGAGCUUCAGAUCGCGCGUGACCGCAUGUGGAACCCGACCAAGGAGUACUCUGGUCUUUCCCACCACUUCGCCACUCUUACCAGCGGGCUCAAAAUUCAUUUUAUGAGCAAUGCAGCUCCGGGCUCACCAGCGGCAUUGAACCCGGAGAAGCCGUUGGUUAUUCUCAUUCACGGCUGGCCCGACAGUUGGGCCAUCUGGCGAUACAUUGCCGGCUCGUCUAGUCUACAAGAGUCGGCAAAUCUCGUCGCUAUUGACCUACCUGGAUUCGGAGGCUCGGGGCGACUGGAGAAAUACUCCGCGACGAAUGUGCUUGAGGCAUUGACAGAGCUGAUUCUUACACUUCGAACUAAAUAUGGCGUGGAUGAUGACUCCGAGUCGAGCAAGAAGCGAACUAUCGUCGUUGCCCAUGACUGGGGCUGUGUCCUAUCGAUGCGACUGGCAGCUGAAGCUCCGGCGCUCGCUGACCGGUGGAUUUUGAGCAACGCCCCCUUGGUCAAGCUAGUCGAAUCUAACAUCGGCCGACUGUUAACCUCGGCGAAGAAGAUGUUCAGCACCGCACUCAACUCUCCUCUGUCCUCUCGCACGCCCGUGCUGCAGGCAUUCCGCACUCUUGGCCCUGUCAUCCGCCAGGCUGGCCUGUCCGCCAUUCACCACCGUUCUUACGGAAGCCAUAAGCCCACCUACUCGGAUAAGGCCGACGCCAUGUCCAACACGAUGGGCCCCUCGCUCGCGGAGUCGAAGCUACAAAAUGAAAAUGGCGAUAGCUACCCCGAGGGAAUUGAUUAUAGCCGUGAAUUUUCCAAAAUCUUCGACAUGGCCUCUUACUACCGCCAAGGCGCCGCGUCUGCGCGUUGGAACAAGUCCCUGGAGACGAUCACCGGACUGCACGGUAUCGCAGGCGACGAGGAGCUCCGCCGGACCAGCAGUGGAACGGGUGUUUUCGACGAAGGUGUUCCGGGAGUUCUCAAGGCCCCCUCGACUAUCAUUUGGGGCCAGAAGGAUAUUGCGCUGGACCCGCAUAUCUGCCUGGAUGGCAUGGGGGACUACCUCGUGAAGGAUAGCCAGGUGGUGAUGCUGCCACGGUCGGGCCAUUGGACUCCGAUCGAAGUGGAGAGUCGUGCAGCUCUCGAGGCGGCGAUCCAGUGGGCAAUUGGGGGUGAAAAGGGGGAUGUUGAGGCUGCGGUGCAGGCUUCGUACCCGGAUGCCACGAUCACCGUGCGUCGCUGA